Messenger RNA from Grammomys surdaster, 2046 nucleotides. It is a transcript of the gene Prkcsh, whose product is annotated as protein kinase C substrate 80K-H. Gene Ontology annotation, cellular component: glucosidase II complex. Bases 161 to 1750 code for a protein of 529 amino acids. Gene Ontology annotation, molecular function: calcium ion binding; protein binding. Lineage: Eukaryota; Metazoa; Chordata; Mammalia; Rodentia; Muridae. Gene Ontology annotation, biological process: liver development; N-glycan processing. The record is from RefSeq and is a predicted model, not a curated record. The transcript has 18 exons.
AGUGACGUAUUCUAGAGCGUUCCGGUCUUUUUCUGCUGCAGGAACCGCGGCUGCUGAGCCAACCUUGUGUGGUGGCUAUUGAACUUUGCCUCUGCCUCGUUUAGAAGACAUCGCGUAUCUUCCUGCCGCAGAACACACUUCCGGUCUUGGCCCGUUCGGGAUGUUGCUGCUGCAGCUGCUGCUGCUACCCCUCUGUUGGGCAGUAGAAGUUAAGAGACCCCGGGGCGUUUCCCUCAGCAACCAUCACUUCUAUGAUGAAUCUAAGCCUUUCACGUGUUUGGACGGCACGGCCACUAUCCCAUUCGAUCAGGUGAACGAUGAUUACUGCGACUGUAAGGACGGUUCAGACGAGCCUGGCACAGCUGCUUGUCCCAAUGGCAGCUUUCACUGCACCAACACUGGGUACAAGCCCUUGUACAUCCUCUCCAGCCGGGUCAACGAUGGGGUAUGUGACUGCUGUGACGGGACAGACGAGUACAACAGUGGCACCGUGUGUGAGAACUCCUGCAGAGAGAAGGGUCGAAAGGAAAAAGAGUCCCUGCAGCAGCUGGCUGAGGUCACCCGAGAAGGGUUCCGCCUAAAGAAGAUGCUCAUUGAGGAGUGGAAGACAGCCCGGGAAGAAAAGCAGAGUAAGCUUCUUGAGCUUCAGUCUGGAAAGAAGUCUCUGGAAGACCAGGUAGAAACACUGCGGACAGCGAAAGAAGAAGCAGAGAGGCCGGAGAAGGAGGCCAAGGACCAGCACCGGAAGCUGUGGGAAGAGCAGCAAGCUGCUGCCAAGGCCCGGCGGGAACAGGAGCUGGCAGCCAGUGCCUUCCAGGAACUGGAUGACAACAUGGAUGGGCUGGUCUCGCUGGCUGAGUUACAGACUCACCCGGAGCUGGACACAGAUGGAGAUGGAGGGCUGUCCGAGGAGGAGGCCCAGGCCCUUCUCAGUGGAGACACACAGACUGAUACUACUUCCUUCUAUGACCGUGUCUGGGCUGCCAUCAGGGACAAGUACCGCUCUGAGGUCCCACCCACUGACAUACCUGUUCCGGAGGUGACUGAGCCCAAAGAGGAAAAGCCGCCAGUGUUGCCACCCACAGAGGAGGAGGAAGAGGAGCCAGAAGAGGAGCCAGAAGAGGAAGAGGAGGAAGAGGAAGAGGAGGAGGUGCAGGGGGAGCAGCCCAAGGAGGCCCCGCCCCCACUGCAGCCCCCACAGCCUCCCAGCCCCACCGAGGAUGAAAAGAUGCCACCCUAUGAUGAGGAGACACAGGCGAUCAUCGAUGCUGCACAGGAGGCCCGGAAUAAGUUUGAGGAAGUUGAACGGUCCUUGAAAGAGAUGGAGGAGUCCAUCAGGAGUUUGGAACAAGAGAUCUCCUUUGAUUUCGGUCCCUCUGGAGAGUUUGCAUACCUCUACAGCCAGUGCUACGAGCUCACCACCAAUGAGUAUGUCUACCGACUUUGCCCCUUCAAACUGGUCUCCCAGAAACCCAAACAUGGGGGCUCCCCGACCAGCCUGGGCACAUGGGGCUCCUGGGCUGGCCCUGAGCAUGACAAGUUCAGUGCGAUGAAGUACGAGCAGGGCACGGGCUGCUGGCAGGGCCCCAACCGCUCCACUACAGUGCGCCUGCUGUGUGGCAAAGAGACUGUGGUGACCAGUACCACAGAGCCCAGUCGCUGCGAGUACCUCAUGGAGCUAAUGACACCAGCAGCUUGCUCAGAGCCACCACCAGAAGCACCCAGUGAUGGAGACCAUGAUGAGCUGUAGCCUGAACCUCAAGGCCUGCAACCAGUCUACUGAUCCUGAGGUCUAUGGACCAAGGCCUGCCCAUCCUGGAGUUCCUGGCCAUCCUCCAGGUAGCAGGAACCCCAAGGGGCUCUAAGCCCCACUUCUGGCCCAGGCUAGCCUGAGGCCCCAGCAGCCUCCAGAGAUGGAUAAUGAGCUCACCUACCUUGGAUUCCUGAGGGGGAAUUAGUCCCUGUACCCACCUGACCCCUGCCUCCCCAGCUGGUGGGUUACUUGACCUGUGACCUCAGAACAAUAAAUGUGACUCGUCUACAUUG